Molecule: messenger RNA, 3138 nt
Organism: Verticillium alfalfae VaMs.102
Lineage: Eukaryota; Fungi; Ascomycota; Sordariomycetes; Glomerellales; Plectosphaerellaceae
Product: ATP-binding cassette sub-family B member 5
Exons: 12
Coding region: 1-3138 (1045 amino acids)
Biological process (GO): transmembrane transport
Cellular component (GO): membrane
Molecular function (GO): ATP hydrolysis activity; ABC-type transporter activity; ATP binding
Source: RefSeq, a predicted model, not a curated record
AUGAGUGAAGAAUCGAUCGGCAACCCUGCUGCCAGCGAUGGCGGAACCACCCGUGCCGGCACGACAGAUUCUCGCAAUGGCGGAGGCAUUCCACAGCACACGUCCGCGAUGUCGGCUUUCUUAAGAGUGUUUUCUUACGGCACACCAACCAUUUAUCUUCUUCAAGCAAUUGCCGCCAUCGCGGCAUGCGGCUCUGGGGUCGCCCUCGCCAUGGUCAAUCUCGUCCUCGGAAACUUCAUCAGCCUGUUAAGCGGGUUCAGCUCGGGCAACGACGUCCCUGAUGACUUUAUGUCGCUGGUUUCUAAGCAAUCACUUUACUUUGUAUACAUAGGAAUCGCUCGCUUCGGUUGCAUCUACAUCUACUCGACAGCCAUGACAUAUACCGCUCUACGACUGGGCCGCAAUCUGCGACGCGACUACAUGCGUUCCGCGCUUCGUCAGGAAAUCAGUUUCUUCGACUUCGGCAGCGUAGGAUCAAUAUCCAUGCAGGCUACCUCAAAUGGCCGAUUGAUUCAAUCUGGCACCUCGGAAAAGCUGGGGCAGAUGAUCCAGGCUACUGCAACCUUUGUCGCGGCAUUCAUCAUUGCGUUCGUGAGCCAGUGGAAGCUCACACUCAUAUUGAUCUGCAUUGUGCCGGCUUUGAUCCUCAUGGUCGGGACUGCUGGUGGUAUCGACGCAGGCAUCGAGACAAGCAUUCUCAAGGUCUACGCUCAAGCCGGUGCCUUCGCCGAAUCAUCACUGGGAAAUAUCCGGGCCAUCAAAGCCUUCAGUCUAAGUUCAAGGAUCGUUGAUCAGUACACCAAGUACCUGGACGAGGCCCGUACCUUGGGCCAAAAGAAGAAUGUUCUGUACGGCCUUCUAUUUGCCGGAGAGUACUUUGUCAUGUUUGCCGGCAUGGGUCUUGCCUUUUGGCAGGGCAUCACGAUGAUUGCUCGCGGAGAGGUUGACGAUAUCGGUACGGUUUUUACUGUGCUUUUCUCUGUCGUGAUUGCCGCAGCCAUGUUGAAUUCUGUUGCUCCCAACAUGGUGACUUUUACCAGAGCGGCGACAGCCGCCUCCGAAUUGUUCUCUCUUAUUGAUCGCAAAUCGAAUAUUGAUCCAUUUGAUCCUGCGGGACAUACCAUUGCUGAGGUUGACGGAUCGAUCAACAUCCGCGGACUGUCUUUCAGCUACCCAACUCGACCGGAUAUCACUGUGCUGGAUGAUUUCAGCCUCUACAUUCCCGCCGGAAAGGUUACGGCUCUCGUGGGAGCUAGUGGUUCAGGAAAAAGUACGAUCAUCGGACUGCUAGAAAGGUGGUAUAACCCUAGCAGCGGCGAGAUUACCCUCAACGAUAGGCCUCUUUCAGCACUCAACCUGCAGUGGCUUCGUACAAAUAUGAGACUGGUUCAACAGAUAAAGGAACCUGUGCUCUUCAAUGGUACCGUGUUUGACAAUAUUUCCAACGGUCUCGUUGGCACUGCGUGGGAACACGAGACUCGAGACGAGCGACUGGUACGGAUAAAGGAUGCGGCUAAGACGGCAUUCGCGCACGACUUCAUCGAGAACCUCCCGCAAGGAUAUGAAACGCGCAUCGGUGAGAGGGGAGGUCUGCUCUCCGGCGGCCAAAAACAGCGUAUUGCUAUUGCACGAAGUAUCAUCUCGCAACCCAAAAUCCUUCUGCUGGACGAAGCGACCAGCGCCCUGGACCCGCACGCCGAGGAAAUUGUUCAGAAAGCACUGGAUGAGGCGUCGAAAGACCGGACCACAAUCGUCAUCGCGCACAAGCUCAAGACCAUUCAAGCUGCGGAUAACAUUGUAGUCAUGAAGCAAGGAAAGAUUGUCGAACAAGGCCAGCACCAAGACCUCGUUACCCUAGGCGGUGCAUACGCAGUUCUCGUCAAGGCUCAGGAUCUGUCACUCAACGAGAAGGCAAAUGAAUCUGAAUCGGACCAAGAAGAAGAUCGCAAUGACUCGACCCUUGAAAAGACUCAUUCACUGGGUGGGCACGAUACGCUUGCGCAUCAAAACUUGAUCUCGCUCAGCAAGCGAGAAGAUUAUGAGCUCGCCAAAACUUCUGGCAUCUUGUCUACAGCUGCGAAGCUUGUCAAGAGCACACCUGAUCUACGGUGGUGGUAUGUUCUUGCCCUGUUCACAAGCAUUUUAGGAGCUGGUGUGUACCCUGGCCAGGCCCUUUUGUUGGGCAAGGUCAUGGACGUGUUUUACCCCGAGCUGGACCAAAGCCGCGGCAAUUUCUUUGCACUCAUGUUCUUCAUAAUGGCCAUCUGCCUUCUGUUUGUCUACAUGGCCAUGGGGUGGGUCAGCAAUCACAUUGCUCAGGCUUAUGGCCACGAUGUGCGCAAGCGAAUGUUUGCUGCCUACCUACAACAAGACUUGCGCUUCUUUGACCGCCCCGAGAAUACGAUAGGCGCCUUACGAGCCGACUCGAUUCCGACGCGCAUUCUUAUUUGCUCAGUUCUUUCCAUCGUCGUGUCAUGGAAACUCGGUCUUGUGGGCGUUUUUGCUGGCAUUCCUCCCAUGAUUCUUGGUGGUUACAUUCGCAUCAGGGUCGAAACGAAGAUGGACGCCGAUAUUGAUGCCAAGUUUUCGAAAAGCUUCACGAAGGCAAACUCUUCUGCAAACUAUUUCUUCUGGCUUUGCGGCCUGGAAGCCACUGUCAGGGAGACGGACCAAAACGCAAAUGUCGUACCUGCGAACGGCUGCACAUCCUACGAUCUCGAUGGUGUGCAGUUCUCAUAUCCUCUUGCUCCUGAUAACCGUGUGCUCAAGGGCGUAUCAAUGACCAUCCGUCCAGGACAAUACGUUGCUUUUGUGGGGGCCUCGGAGUGUGCAAAACGACAGCGUAUAGCAAUUGCUCGAGCACUUAUUCGCAAUCCGAGGGUCAUUCUCCUGGAUGAAGCCACAAGUGCUUUGGACACCGAGUCCGAAAGAAUAGUGCAAGCCGCUCUGAUGGAAGCUGCUUCAACCGACAACAAGAUCACGAUUGCAGUUGCUCAUCGUUUGUCAACAAUCACAAACGCAGAUCGUAUUUUCGUCUUCUAUAGCGGACGAAUUGUUGAGGCGGGGACACACUCAGAACUUCUUGCCCGGGGCGAAGCACACUCUGUGUGGAUCUCUGGGUCGACUGUUUCUUUCUAG